GAAGGCGACUCAGUCUUGGUCGCUGCCGAGGUCAAGUAUGACCUCAAUACCGGAUCCGUUCAAUCGAAAUCCCACUGGAUGCAAUCAAUAUGGAUCACAACUGGUAACGCAGUCCAACCAGGCGUGGCUAAAUGAUGUAUUGGCAUCCAUGAUGAGGCAGGGACUCACCCAAAAGAAAAUGGUCCGAGACUUAGGUGACAUUCACAGUGUUUAUAUGAGCUUGUGGUGAGCGAUCCUUGUUCUGAUGCAUGUCGUGUCUAGGCAUUGCAACGGCCUGCCGGCCGGUUCAUACCAAGGAGGAAGUCGCACAGGCUAUUGUGGAGCUGGUUGAAGAAGAUGUGGUGUGCAGGUGGGGGCGGGCGCGCAUACACCAUAAGUUGAAACUGCACAAAGGUAUGCAUGAUGCGAAUAGUGGUUUCGUGCGACAAUACCUUGCAGCAUUGGACGCGGACAAUGUCCUGGCAAGAACGCCAGGUCAACAGCACCUUCAAAAGUCCUCCCUCUGGACAAUUGGACCCAGUGAGGAAUGGAGCGGAGAUGGUCACGACAAACUGGCACGAAUGGGGUUACCCAUUUGGGGUUUACGUGAUAAGGCGUCCUGGAGAUUGUUGGGCCUAUGGGUGGUACCCAAUUCCCACAUCCUCCAGGUUCCAGCAGUGUUGUUCUUACAAACUGUGCUUGCCGUUGGAGGUGUCCCGCUCAAGGUAACAUUAGAUCAAGGAUCCGAAGGCAGCCUUUUAGGGCAGUUACAGACGGAGCUCAGAGCCCAAUUUGCGCCCGACCUGGACCCCGUCGCACUACCCCCUUUUUCCCAAAUCAAGUCCGUCUACAACAUCACAAUCAAGCGGUCGUGGCGUUUGCUGUACGAAAACGAGCUGGCUCCAUCCUGGAGGGUUGGGAAAUUGGAAUACGCUCGGGUAUCUACCACGAAGCUAUCCCCAUGGAAAAAGUGGUCGCACAGUGGGUCUGGGCCAACCUGGUCCAACAGCGUUUGGACCAGUAUGUUUACGAACGCAACUCGGCGCAAAUUCGCAGGCAACACUCCCAACGAAUUUUGGUUCCAUCCCACAAACUGGGAUAUGCAGAAUUGGACGGUCCCUGUGCCUGCGCAGCAUGUCGAACGGCUUCUGCAAGACUACGCGUCCCCGCACCUGUGGCGUUUUGUCAGCGCAGAGGAUGAAGAACUGUGGGAGGUGUAUGCCAGGAUGCUGGAGAUGACGGCAAUUCCAUAG
Molecule: messenger RNA, 1232 nt
Organism: Dacryopinax primogenitus
Lineage: Eukaryota; Fungi; Basidiomycota; Dacrymycetes; Dacrymycetales; Dacrymycetaceae
Exons: 9
Coding region: 249-1232 (327 amino acids)
Source: RefSeq, a predicted model, not a curated record